AUGGCCAAACGUUUCAAAUUGAAGUUCAAUAUCCCUUCGUUUCAAAUGUGUCGCUCAAAAGACCUUUCCUCUUUCCCUGGAAACCCCGUUCCUGCCAUAUACCGUCUUUCACCCGUUAACCACAACGCACGUGACACAAAGCAUCCAAGCCUUCUUCCUUCUCCUUCUCCGUCACCGUCAAAGAUAACGUCCAUCGCGCAGAGAUGCAAAAUGUGCUGCGACAAGGACAGUUUGAAGAAACUGAAAUCCAGCGUUCCGUCGAGGCGAAGCGAUUUUCUGAUCGACAACGUCGAGGAAGACGAAAGCGAGACUCUGAUUUCUUGCAUGACAAGUUUCUCCGACGAGUUUUGUCUCGGCGAGGAGAAGGAUUUGAGUAGUAGUAGCAGCCUGAGAAGGAAGAAGAUGGGCAGCGUAAAGAAGGUUCGGAGGGUGAGGUUUCAGAGUUCGGAGAAACGGAGAGGAACGGAGGUGAAGAAGACGACGGUGACGAGGAGAAGUGUGGAGGGGAAGGUGAAGGAGAGCUUCGCGGUGGUGAAGAAGUCGAAGGAUCCUUAUGAAGACUUCAGGAAAUCGAUGAUGGAGAUGAUAACGGAGAUGGAGAUGUCUGAGGCCGAAGAUUUGGAGCAGCUUUUGCAGUGUUUCUUGGCUUUGAACUCGCGGAGUUAUCAUGCAGUUAUUGUGCGGGCUUUCAUGGAGAUUUGGCAACAAAUGUUCGUAAUGAAAAAUCUCCAAACGAACGUUAAAACUCAGGAAAAGUAA
Glycine soja is the source of this 759-nucleotide messenger RNA. Its product is annotated as transcription repressor OFP7-like. The coding region runs from base 1 to 759 and encodes 252 amino acids. Lineage: Eukaryota; Viridiplantae; Streptophyta; Magnoliopsida; Fabales; Fabaceae. The record is from RefSeq and is a predicted model, not a curated record. The transcript has a single exon. Gene Ontology annotation, biological process: negative regulation of DNA-templated transcription.